Molecule: messenger RNA, 2646 nt
Organism: Nelumbo nucifera (sacred lotus)
Lineage: Eukaryota; Viridiplantae; Streptophyta; Magnoliopsida; Proteales; Nelumbonaceae
Product: protein NPGR2-like
Molecular function (GO): protein binding
Source: RefSeq, a predicted model, not a curated record
UUUUUUUUUUUCCUUGAAUUUAGGUUCCAAAAUCAUUUUAAUGAAGUUGCUUUGAAGGAAAUUGUUACUUGGGAAUGUUGAGUUUGUCUGGGUUUGGAGGAAAUUUUGUGGGCUUCUAGGUUUCUCUGUAUGUAAUGUUUCAUUAUCUGAAGGCUUUAGUGUGUUUCUCUGGUUAUUAUGAGUAUGGCCUACAAGGAUUUGAAGGAUUGAAUUUCGAUAUUUUUUGUAGCUUUCUUAACUGACACUGUAGAAAUGUUGGUCGGUUUCUUUCUUUUCCGCUUUCGAAGACCUUUAUGUGUAGUGGAACAGUAUGAGAGCAAAGAAAUGGAUGAAACGGCUAAGAAUUUGUACUGAACUGAGGUUGGGGAAGAUAAUGAAGUGCCUUUGUUCCGGAGAGCAGUUAAGAGCAGAUGAAAUGGUUCCUUCUUCCGAGUCCCUGGCAACAAGGGACUAUUCAGCAAGUGGGUAUUCUUCUAAAGCAGGUGAAAGUGAGCAGAAGCCAGAUACUGGAAACAUUGAAGAAGCUGAAUCAUCUCUCCGUGAAAGUGGUUGCCUGAAUUAUGAGGAAGCAAGAGCAUUGCUAGGAAGGCUCGAGUAUCAAAGAGGAAAUGUCCAAGCUGCACUUCAUGUAUUUGAAGGAAUAGACAUUGCUGCUGUGACACAAAGGAUAAAAUUCUCCAUUGCUCAAAGAAAAGAGCGCCGAAGGCGUCAUUCCCAAAGUGAUGUUUCUCCACCCAUGCCCAUGCAUGCUGUCAGUUUGCUAUUUGAAGCAAUUUUUCUGAAAGCAAAAUCAUUGCAGGACCUUGGAAGGUUUCAAGAAGCUGCUCAAUCAUGCAAAAUUAUUCUGGACACUGUUGAAUCUGCAUUACCCGAAGGCUUUCCUGAAAACAUGGGUACUGACUGUAAAUUGCAAGAGACUCUAAACAGGGCUGUUGAGCUACUUCCAGAAUUAUGGAAACUUGCUGGCUUUCCUCAUGAAGCUAUUUUGUCAUAUAGGCAUGCCCUCCUUCAUCAUUGGAGCCUUGAUGCAGAGACCACUGCAAAGAUACAGAAAGACUUUGCCAUUUUUCUUCUCUAUGGUGGUUAUGAUGCAAGCCCCCCAGAUCUUCGUUCCCAAAUGGAAGGUUCCUUUGUACCAAGGAACAAUAUAGAAGAGGCCAUUCUUUUGUUAUUCAUCCUAUUAAGAAAAUUUGCUCUUAAAAGGAUUGAGUGGGAUCCAUCAAUUAUGGACCACCUAUCAUUUGCUCUCUCUGUGUCAGGAGAACUAAGAGCCUUGGCCAAUCAGAUUGAGGAAUCGCUUCCUGGGAGUAUGGAUAGGAAAGAAAGAUAUUACACCCUAGCUCUGUGUUACCAUGCUGAAGGUGAAAAUGUGGUUGCUCUGAAUCUACUGAGGAAACUGUUGACUAGCAGAGAGAAUCCAAAUUCCAUGGCAGCAUUAUUACUAGCUUCAAAGAUUUGCGUGGAAAACCUUAACCUGCCUCAGGAAGGAGAAGCUUUUGCUUGUAGAGCAAUUGCUCCCCUGCAGGGGGAAUGCAAUCAGAUGGGAAGUGUCACCAAUUACUUACUAGGUGUCUCACUAUCAGCUCAGGCCAGAUCAUCUGGAUCUGAUUAUGAUAGGAGCAUAAGACAGGCCAAGGCACUUGAAGCCCUAGAAGCUGCUGAGAAAGAAAUGAGAGAAAGAGAACCUAGAGUUAUAUUCUAUCUGAGCUUAGAAAACGCUGAGCAGAGAAAGUUAGAUGUUGCACUUAAUUAUGCAAAGCAGUUGCUGAAAUUGGAAGCUGGAUCUAAUGUUAAAGGGUGGAUCCUGUUGGCUCGCAUAUUAUCUGCUCAAAAACGGUUUGGGGAUGCUGAGACUAUCAUCAAUGCUGCUCUUGAUCAGACUGGGAGGUGGGAUCAGGGAGAGUUGUUACGGACAAAGGCUAAACUUCAGAUUGCACAGGGCCAGUUAAAGAAUGCUGUUGAGACCUAUACCCAUCUUCUGGCUGUUCUUCAAGUUCAGAGUAAAAGCUUUGGAGUUUCCAAGAAGCUUCUGAAGAAAAACAGAGAUCGUGAUAGAAGUUUGGAAAUGGAAACAUGGCAUGAUCUGGCUCAUGUCUACAUAAGCUUGUCACAGUGGCGGGAUGCUGAAGUUUGCCUUUCCAAAUCCAAAGCAAUCAAUCCCCAUUCUGCCUCUAGAUGGCAUACCACAGGUUUACUUCAUGAAGCAAAAGGCCUCCACAAAGAGGCUCUGAAAGCAUUUUCAGGUGCAUUAGACAUUGAACCUACUCAUGUCCCAAGCCUAGUCUCCACAGCUAUUGUACUCAGAAAACUUGGUGAGCAGUCAUUGGCAGUUGUUAGAGGCUUUCUGACAGAUGCACUUCGGCUAGACAGGACAAACCAUUCUGCUUGGUACAACCUUGGGCUUCUUUGCAAAGCUGAAGGUGGUUCGUUAUUAUCAGAAACUGCUGAUUGUUUUGAGGCUGCAACUUUUCUUGAGGAAUCUGCACCAGUUGAACCCUUCAGAUAAUUUUAGUCUUAUUUACACACACCAUUUCUGUAAGCAUAAAUGUAAAUUUCUAUCUGGUCCUCCUAUUUAAUUUGAAUGUAUUUCCUUGCAAUCCAUACAUUGAUAAAAAUGGCAAUAAAAGAAAAAUUCUUUUUGUUUUC